Molecule: messenger RNA, 1845 nt
Organism: Pocillopora meandrina
Lineage: Eukaryota; Metazoa; Cnidaria; Anthozoa; Scleractinia; Pocilloporidae
Source: the annotation of a GenBank genome assembly
AUGACAGAUGCAGCAAAGAUCAACUACACCUCUGGUCAUCAGACCCUGAAUGAAAGUGACACAUUAGAUCCAAUAUGUGUGGCUGAUGGUAAUCCAACACCAAAUAUCACCUGGACAAGAGUUUAUGACAACAAGGCUGUGUCCUUCCCUCUCAUCAUCACUGGUAAACAAGAUGAAGGAGGCUACAAGUGUACUGCGGGUAAUGGUGUUGGCAGCCUGGAAAGCAGGACUUUCAAUGUUUUUGUGCAGAGUAAGUUACUUUUCAACUGCUUCCCUUCACUUCUAAUUGGCUGAGGUUACACAGAGUUGCAAAACCUCUCAGCUGGAAAAUGUACCCAAUCAUAUAGCUUAAGAUCCAUCUUCCAGAAGACAAAGGGAAAAAAUACUCCUAAGUGAUGUAAUUAGUAAAUUUUCGAGUCGUGCGACGAUACCGUCACUAAAUAUAUUUUUUUGACCCCGGUGCCAAACUAGCACUUUCACUUGAGUGGUCGAAACAUUUCGAUCAAAAAUUUUUAAAGGCUGUAAAAACAAUGAAAGGCUUAUUUACCAAUUUAACUCCUGUAAAUAUACCUGAAAUAUCUGACAAAACAAGUUCAGUUACUUUUCACAAAAUUGUGUCCUUUGUCAGAAUUUACAAUUCAGGUGAGAUAUAUGGUAUAAUGCACCGAUAUGCCAGAUUCAAGGUAAAAAAUGGAAUCCAUUCGUUUUGAUUGAAAGUCGUUUCGAUACAAGUCGAAGUCGAUUCGUUGCACAUGUAGAGUCGAUUCCAUACAAACUCACGUUACUUCAAGUCGUUUCGAUCCAGAAUACUAUAGUAAAUAAAUGACCAAACGAACCUUCAAAGACAUACUCACCACAGCGAACACAAACUUCUUUUGUAAAUAAAACAAACCCAUACCUCCGCGAACCUCCACAUGUAUCCAAGCCUCCUACGCAAUGAGAAGACGCUUCAUAAAACGGCUCUUUUACGAGCCACCGCGCCCUGAUUUCGUUGCUUUGGACGAUUUCAGGUCGCCAAAAACGGCUCUAUUAGGAGCCACCGCAUCUGCGAAAGUCAUGAUCUACGUAAACGUAAUUUAGUAAUUUAAAUAAAUAUUCACUAAGGUUUUCUCUUUUUUGACUGGGGGGAAACUGAGUAAUACAACUUGGUCGAUCGAGUCGCGGGUAAACUGGAUAUUACAGCUACGUCGAUCGAUCGAGUCGCUUAAUUAAUCGAGUCGAAUUUUAGCUAAUUUGUUGAAAAAAAAACACAACACAUCAAAGACGAAAACUAACACACCAAGACUGAACUUUUCGCGAGUUUACUUCUGUAUCGAAACAACUUCAGUUUGUAUCGAAUCGACUCUACAUCUGUAACGAAUCGACUUCGACUUGUCAGCCGUGCAUUUUUUAGGUAGACAGUCAUCUGCAAGGGUAUAAAACUUACCUUAGCUCAACCAGAGGAGUGUUUUUCUUUUAAAUUCACACAUUCCGCUGCUUGUGAGACAACUGAUUUAGCUACAUUGUGUUUACUGAAAAAAGAAUAAUUUUGCCAAUUGAUUUGAAUUCAUUUUAGACUACCACCCAGUAAACACUAUUGUGACAACUAAUCUGACUAACAACGUCGUUGUUGUGAAUGAAACGUUCAGUAUCACCUGCAGUGCACGGGCCAACCCACCUGCAAAGUAUCGAUUGUACAAAGGUAAUGAGUAUGUCAAUGGUGCAGACAACGAUGCAGCGAUUAUAACUUCAGUUGUUGAAAGAGCAAGAAUGGUGAACUACAGCUGCAUUCCGUUCAAUUUUUAUGGUAAUGGAACAAAAGGAGCACUAGCAGUGACAGUGCACUGUAAGUAUUCGAUUGUGUGA